UUCCAUGGUCUACCAAUUCUGUAUUUUCUUUUCAACCACCACACCCCCUAUCAUCAUGCCCUCUUUCUCCAUAGCCAUGGUGCCCUCACCAUCACAUGAGUUAUAGUCAAGCCCUAUUAGCCUCCUUUUCCCUUAACACUUCAUUUUUUGUUGUUCUAUCAAAAAAACAUUUUCAAGAUAGAAAAUCAAGCAACAUCUAAAAUUCUUGAAAACUUUUAAGCUUAAAAAUUUAAACCUAACUAAGCCAUUAUCACUUUUUGGGAUUUCUACUUAGAAAACCCUACACAUGUUUCCUUCAAGCAAUAACCAUGAUACUUUUUCCUAUACCUCAAAAACUUUCCUUGAUAGAUCUUUUACAUAUGAUCAUCAAAACCCUAGUUCAAGUUCAAGGCAAGAAGAUAAUCCAUUUUUCUUGAACUUCCCUUCACCAUUUCUUGAUGAUGAUCACCAUCAUGAGUCUCCCUUGAGCCAAAUAUUUCCCCAUAACAAUCAAGAUCAUCAUGUCAAAGAGGGAAAUUUUACUCAUCUUUCUAGUGAGACAUCAAAGGAGGAAAUGUCUAUUGAGGCUAAACCAUCAUCAAAGAAGAGAAGUCUUAGCACAACGCCACGAAGGAGAACGGGUAAGAAGGAUAGGCAUAGCAAGAUUUGCACGGCUCAAGGUGUGAGGGAUCGGAGGGUGAGAUUAUCCCUUCACAUAGCGCGUAAGUUCUUCGAUCUCCAAGACAUGUUAGGCUUUGAUAAGGCAAGUAAAACCAUAGAAUGGCUUUUUUCCAAUUCCAAUAAGGCCAUAAAAGAGCUCUCAGAAAACACCCCACAAAAGGAAUUAUAUAGUGAUGGUAACAAGAUUAUUAUAAAUAGUAACAAUAGUUCAAGUAGUGAAGGAAAGAGUGAUUCCUUUAUGUCUGAAUGUGAGGAAAACUCAAUCAAUGAAUUAGGAAAAGAUAAAGAAAAAUUGAGUGAGAUAAUGCAAAAUAAUCCUCAUAAAGGGGGGUCAAGGGAAAAAUCAAGAGCAAGGGCUAGGGAGAGAACAAAAGAAAAAUUGAUGAUCAAAGGUCUUGGAAACCCUAAUAACAAUAUGUUUGACCAAUUAGGGUCAUCAAGAAGCAAUAAUGGUUUUCUUGAUCAAGAUUCCAAUAACAAUUCUUACAAUACAAGUGUCAAUCAAGAAAAAGGUUCUCCACAUGAAGCCAAUUCUCAAUCUCUAGAAAAUCAUUUUGCAAUUCAAAAUUAUUUGGGUGGUGCAAGUAAUUCCUCAACAAUAGAUUCUGGAAAUUGCUUCAUGGGUUUUCUUGGAAAUUGGGAAAUCAAUUAUGCUCCAAUGAAAUCCAGCAGCUAUAGUACUACAUUUGCAGGUAACCCUAGCUCAAUUUAUUUUGCUCAACAAUUUCAGCCACUGGAUCAAGAAAAAAAUUUGUCCUCCAGACAUCAUAGACUGGAAUAAACUUGCGCGAUUUCAAGUUGUACGUGCGCGAUUUUUCACUAUAGUGUUAUAUCUCCUAUGUGGUUCACCCUGUUUGAUUUUCUUCUUUGUUGUUGGUUGAUUCUUGCAAUGUAGAAAAAAUUCUAUUAUUUUGCUUUUGAUGCUUGGUGUGUAUGUGUAGAAAAGGAAGAGAAUGUGUUUAUGAAUAAAAAUUGUUGUUUCAUUAUUUCA
Molecule: messenger RNA, 1651 nt
Organism: Solanum dulcamara
Lineage: Eukaryota; Viridiplantae; Streptophyta; Magnoliopsida; Solanales; Solanaceae
Product: transcription factor TCP12-like
Exons: 1
Coding region: 287-1441 (384 amino acids)
Biological process (GO): regulation of secondary shoot formation
Cellular component (GO): nucleus
Molecular function (GO): sequence-specific DNA binding; DNA-binding transcription factor activity
Source: RefSeq, a predicted model, not a curated record